Mycosarcoma maydis (corn smut) is the source of this 2931-nucleotide messenger RNA. Its product is annotated as 4-amino-4-deoxychorismate synthase. The transcript has a single exon. Lineage: Eukaryota; Fungi; Basidiomycota; Ustilaginomycetes; Ustilaginales. The record is from RefSeq and is a predicted model, not a curated record. Gene Ontology annotation, biological process: L-tryptophan biosynthetic process. The coding region runs from base 1 to 2931 and encodes 976 amino acids.
AUGUCACUGCAGCUCCCGCGCAUCCUAAUCGUGGAUCACUUUGACUCGUAUACCCUCAACCUCCUCUCUUUACUGCAUCCAAAUUAUACUCUGUCAAGUCAACUUCCGUCCAGUCAAGUCAACGAACUUACUCGUAGAAUUUCGAAUCGUGUCGUCGUCCUACCGCACACACAUCCUCUCCUCGCCUCUACCGCAUUUCACGAGCUGGUGCGGCCGCAUAUAGAUGCCAUCAUCCUCUCACCUGGUCCUGGCAGCCCUGACAAGGCGGCAGACUUUGGCGCAGCAGAGACGCUGCUAAAGGACAAGUUGCUCAACCUGCCUGUCCUUGGCGUUUGCCUUGGUCAUCAAGGGCUUGCAGUCGCUUUCGGAGGUCAGGUCACCCGCGCUGCUAGUGUUCGUCAUGGUCUUCAGAGCAAACUCCAGAUCUCUGCAUCCUCCGAAACUGCAGCGAUCGAAUCCCACACCUAUCGCUCCAUCCUCCACGGUGUUCCCCAGGAUGCUUUGGUCGUUCGCUACAACAGCUUGGUGGUCGAUCCGGAUACCUUGCCAGACUGCCUCCAGGUAACAGCUUGGAGCUAUGACCAGAUCUCAUCAGCACCCGCUCCCAGACCUGGGACGACGAGGAAGCGUUCGACAAUUUCCCACCUGCAAACGCCAUCAGAACACGUCGCACCGCUCAGACACCGCGACCUUACUUCACUCAGUCGGUCACCUUCCACCAUACCAUUUUCCUCUCGGCAUGGCUCUGAGCGGCUUUCCGAGGUGGGCGACAUGACCCUCUCCGAAGCAACGAGCAUUGACGAUAUAGCAGAGGCGGAUUCUGCAUCUGACCCCGAACUCACCAGCUACCCCGUUAUCAUGGCGUUGCAACACAAGACAUUGCCGUUUCACGGCGUACAAUUUCAUCCUGAAAGCAUCGAGUCUAAUUGGGGCCACACCAUCAUGUCCAACUUUCUCGACACAGUGCGCCAGUAUUGGGAACAACGCGCAUUGCACCAGGAUGCAAAGACAGCCGCAGAGGCUCGUAAUAGGAUCAAAUCAUGGGAAAGUGCUGAUAGUACCCUUCCCACCCACCUCCAACUCGCUGGCGAGCGUUGUCUAGCGAGCAGUGGGCUCAUGCCAGCACGAUCAACCAGACAUCGCAUGCUUGACAAUGCCCCGUUCACCCUGCUGGCACAGCGCUCGUCGGUCCUCUCCUCGGUUAGCUCUCUCAACAUGACGCGUAUUUUUGAUCAACUCUUCCGCCAUUCUAGCCCCGCUGGCGCAGUCUGGCUCGACAGCGCGCGUCUCAAGGAUCCUCACAGCCGCUAUUCCUUCAUGGCCAUCCCCUCCUUCGUCUUGUCUUACAAAAAUGCAAGUGGCGGCCUCGCCGCGUCUGGUGACGACUGCUUCACUGCCCAAAUCCCCUUCACAGGUACGAGCAAGACCACACUGUGGUCCUUCAUGGACGAGCUGCAAGUGCAGCUGCAGUCUUUGAUCGAUUCGGAAGCUGCUUCUCUGAUUCUCGAUAAAGAUCAACAAGGCAGACUCUUCUGUACCGGUUUUGCUGGCUAUUGGGGCUACGAGAUGAAAAACCAAAGCCUUGGUCUCGAGACGAGGGCUCCCGUAAGUGACAACUCUGACGCGUUCGACGCCGAGUUUCUGUUCUGCUCCAAAGUCCUUGCCUAUGAUCAUCACCUGCAUCAGUGGAUCGCUUUCGCCUUGGUCGACCGAGCUUCUUGUACGGCGACUCUGCCCGGCCCUUUUGGGCAGGUCAAGAGCGCACUCGAACAUCUACAAGCCAACGGCAAGGAAUGGUCUCGAUGGGCUUCCGAUCAGUCAGAUGCCGAGACAUGGAUGCAGGAAACGCUCGCCAAAGUCGCUGAGCUGUGCAGCAGCGAGUCAAGCACUCAGCCCGCACUGAGCGCAGCCGCAUUCCGAGCCGCCAUGCCACCUCUCAAGCCUCGCAUGCUGGCCGAAGACUAUAUGGACCAGAUCGAAUCAGCCAGAGAGCUUAUCGCUGCCGGAGAAAGCUACGAACUCUGCAUGACCAAUCAGUUCCAAGGGCGGCUUCAGCCGCUCUCGUCGCUUCCAGAUACGGUCGACACCGAUCACUUUGAUCUGUACUGCAAACUCAGAGCUCGCAAUCCUGCGCCUUACUCCGCCUUUUUGAGACUACCAUCAUUUGCAAGUCGUGGCGCAGGAUCCGAGCUGCGACAGCGCGGUCGUGCGAUUCUCAGCACUAGCCCCGAACGAUUCAUGCGCAUCACUUCGGACGGUUGUGUCGAGAUGAAGCCUAUCAAGGGAACGCUCGCUCGAGCAGGAUUUGGACCUGGCGAACAAGGGAUGCGGGCAGGCGGCGGCAGCACGCCUCAAAACGAGUUGAUCAAGCAAGAGUGGCGAGAAGCUGAGGACGAAGCGCGGCGAGCCAAGCUCUCUGCCGACAUCAAAGAGCGUGCAGAAAACUUGAUGAUUGUCGAUCUGAUUCGCGCCGACCUCUUCUCGUUCUGCGACUCGGACAGCGUCGCUGUGCCCAAGCUGAUGGAGGUCGAGUCGUAUGAGACAGUGCACCAAUUGGUGACAACUGUAACAGGAAAACUCAAAACCUCUGUCGGAACGACCGAAGCGAUUCGCAGGUGCUUCCCACCAGGAAGCAUGACGGGUGCUCCCAAACGACGAAGCGUCCAGCUGCUGGAACGGCUCGAGCUCAACCUGGCGGAUGCAGAGAGGGAUGACGAGCUGCGUGCCAGAAGGGGCAUCUACUCAGGUGCUCUUGGCUGGCUCGGCUGCGAUGGCGCUGCCGACUUUUCCGUCGUCAUCCGCACGCUGAUCGCUGACGGUGACCAAGUCUCGAUCGGUGCUGGUGGAGCGAUCACUUACCUUUCUGAUGCCAAGAAUGAGUGGCAGGAAGUGCUUGACAAAGUCACUGCCCUUGCCAAUAUCGAAUCCUAG